Ailuropoda melanoleuca (giant panda) is the source of this 1177-nucleotide messenger RNA. Its product is annotated as vegetative cell wall protein gp1-like. The record is from RefSeq and is a predicted model, not a curated record. Lineage: Eukaryota; Metazoa; Chordata; Mammalia; Carnivora; Ursidae. The coding region runs from base 460 to 1086 and encodes 208 amino acids. The transcript has 2 exons.
AAGAAGGCUUAGCUUUGUGUUCAGUGAUGUAGGUGUUAGGGAUUCUCCACGUGGCUUAAUUAUGUGUAUGUCUUGAUUGCUACAAGAAUUCAUAUUGUAUUGAGACCUCUUGGGAAAGAGUCCCAUGCUAAGGGACCAACAUAGGGCGAGGACCAGCUCCCUAAAGCAGCCUCUCCUAACCUGGCCAGAAGCCCUGAGCGCUAUCAGGCCAACGUUUGGUGGAGAAGCAAAUGGCCAGAUGGCUUUUCUUUUGCAAGAGAUGUAAAUGGCCGGCUUGACAGACAGCUAGGAAAAAGGGUUCUUGGGUCACCCACCCACUUCUUGUCCCGUCACGGACUCUCGGAGAAUAUUAGAGGGUGCGAGGCAGGACUGUGUCUAUUGUUAUCGUCGCUGAGACAAAGGCGCGGGGCGGGCAACCAGCGUCUGUCCUCUGCAUUGGGUGGGUUAAAGGAGGCUGGGAUGUCAGGGGUAUCCGUUCGGUUCUGCUUCCCAGCGGACUCGCGCGGUCCGUGCCGCCCCGGCGGGCCCAUCCUGGAGCGCAUGGAGGACGCGGUUGGGCAGCCGCAGCGGCCUCUGCGUCAAGGAGCGGUGGGGAGGGGAGGUGCGGCGCCCAGCCGGGCGACCUGGCUCCCUUCCCCCGCGGCGCCCGCAGCCUCCCCCUCUCCCCCGCAGCCGGUCGGCGGCCGCAGCGCGGGCGGGCCGGGCACGUGGGCGCCUCCGUCACACCCUCACUCACACCCUCACACACACCCGCGCGCACGCACCCGCGCGCCUUCAUCUCGUGCUCUUUCCCUGGCAGACACACAGGCGCUCAGGAGUCCUCGCAGCCACCCCGCAGGGCAGCGACCCCCUCAGCCCAGCCCCAGGGCCCGCCCUAGGCAAGCGGCGGCUUCUCUCUGGACAGCUCCUCCGCGGCCUCCGUCGCAGCCACCUGGGCCCGACCCUUUGGCCACUGCUGCUACUGUCGGGACGUGGAAGAACCAAGAGGUGCCCGGUGGAGACACGCGAACGGUACCCAUAGGAUAUUGGACAUACAGAUCCAGGAUUCAUGAAGACUCUGUCACCUUGAAGCAAGGAUUUAUUUGAUACCCUCCUCCAUCCUUUAUUCAUAUCAAUUAACAUAUUUCAAAAAAGAAUUAACACAUUUACUAUAAGGGAAUUUUAAAAAAUAGUACUA